Notothenia coriiceps (black rockcod) is the source of this 9129-nucleotide messenger RNA. It is a transcript of the gene atm, whose product is annotated as ATM serine/threonine kinase. Gene Ontology annotation, molecular function: protein binding; protein serine/threonine kinase activity. NCBI's taxonomy places the organism in Eukaryota, Metazoa, Chordata, Actinopteri, Perciformes, Nototheniidae. The transcript has 55 exons. The record is from RefSeq and is a predicted model, not a curated record. Gene Ontology annotation, biological process: DNA repair. Bases 164 to 8074 code for a protein of 2636 amino acids.
ACGCAUGUCAAGAUGGCAAAGUUGUCAGGGAUAUAACAACAGCAGGCUAACCAAGCAGCAUUUCAGCUAACAUCAACUCAUGCAUGUGUGGCUGCUCUGUAUCUCCAGACAGUGCAUCCAUAAGAGGGUACUUUGAUGAAAGGUGUGCCCUCAUCCAAGCAAAAUGAGUCUGGCUCUACAUGAUCUCCUGGUUUGCUGCAGGGGGUUGGAGAAUGACAAAGCAACAGAGAGGAAGAAAGAAGCUGAGCGCUUCAGACGGCUGCUGAGAAGUCCAGAUGUUGUGCAGGAGCUGGAUCGUGCCUCAGGAUCCAAAGCUAAAGGCUCCAAGCAACUCACAUGGGAUGCUGUUUUCAGAUUUCUACAGCGUUAUGUCCAAAAGGAGACAGAAAGCAUGCAAUCAAGCAAAUCCAACGUCACAGCAACUACUCUGACUAUCCGGAAGAAGAAGAUGGCAGAAGUGUGCAGCUUGAUCAAAUACUUCAUUCGUUAUGCAAACAAACGCGGGCCUUAUCUAAAGUGCAGUGAGAUACUGAAGCAUGUGAUGGACGUCCUGCACGACUCAUACACCUGUUCAGCCUAUGGAGAAGAUUAUAGCAGUCUCUUAGUAAAGGACAUCCUCUCUGUCCGCAAGUACUGGUGUGACAUCCCUCCUCAACAGUGGCACAAUCUUCUGGACUUGUAUUGUGAUUUGUUCAACUCUUCAUCCAAGUCCAUCAACCGUGUCCUGGUGAGCAGAGUGAUCCACACCCUGGUGCAGGGCUGCUGCAUGCAGACUGAAGGAUUCAACCACGCUCUGUUCGGCUUCUUCUCCAAAGCAUUGAUGAAUGCCAGGCAGGAGAAACACUUGACUGUUUUGGAGCACCUGGUCUCGGCUCUCAACAUCUUCUUGAGGUGUGCGGCCAUGAACUGUCGGAUGAGGGUGUGUCAGCUGGGAGAGGAGCUCCUGCCGUCUGUCCUGUAUGUUUGGGCGGACAUGAGGCCCAGCGCGGCUCUCAAAGAGGAGAUCGUGGAGUUCUUCAACCUGCAGAUCUGUGUUCACCACCCCCAAGGAGCCAAGGCACAGGAUACAGGAGCUCAUGCUGAGGACUGGAGCCGGUGGCGCAGUCUGCUCUUCAACCUGUACGAGGCUUUAAUCAGAGAGAUCAGCCAUUUAGGCAGCAGGGGGAAGUACGUCACAGGGACCAGACACAUAGCCGUCAAAGACAACCUCAUUGAGCUCACAGCGGACAUCUGUCAUCAGCUGUUCAGUGAGGAUAAUGACGCCCACGUCUUGGAGGUGACCCAGGCCUCCCUCAGAGCCUCCCACAUGAGCAGUCCCACCAAAGGAGCCGCCAGCAAGCGGCGCCGCAUCGAGCUGGGCUGGGAGGUCCUCCGGGACCACCUGCAGCCGCAGAACAGUGACUUUGAUGUCAUACCAUGGCUGCAGAUCACAGCCGUGCUCACCUCUAAGUACCCGUCCAUGGUGCCGUCCCAGGAGCUGGUCCCGCUGCUGUCCGUGUUGCUUCAGUUCCUGUUGGAGCAGCGGAGAGGAGAGAGGGGCCCGUACGUGCUGCGCUGCCUGACGGAGGUGGCCUGCUGCCAGGCCCGCCACCCGGAGAGGACCCAGGUCCACCGGGCGGAGCUGUCCCGGCUGUGGGGGCGGGUCUGGCUCCUGGCCCUGAGAGGGGUGAGCUCUCCCCAGACAGAUGCCCUCAGCCUGGACCUGCUGAGCUCCAUCGUCCACGGGGGGCUGAUCAACAUGGACAGAGAGUUCUGGAAGCUCUUCUCUGGAUCAGCAUGUAAACCGUCCCACGCUGCUGCUCUCUGUCUAGCACAAUCCCUGCUAAAGUGCUCGCCCCCAAAAAGUAUCACCCCCAGUUCGGGCUGGGACUGUGUGGGGGUCUCAGAAGGAUCACUGAACCUGAAGGAGACCCUCAUCGCCUGGCUGCUGAUGAGCGAUCAGAGCGAUGAGAUGGAGGAGAGCUCCAGACCUCACCCCAUCAUAUGCAGAGACUUUCCGUACAAUCUAAUAGCGAACAUCCUGGUCUCCCUGACCCUGAAGGACACCAGAACUGGGCUGAAGUUUCUGCUGGGUGCUGAAGGGGUAGAGAGUGCCUUUUUUCAAGAACAAACCUCCUCUAACGGUAAAGACAACCUGGAAGAGAUCGAGAGGCUUUACCUGCAGUUCAGCUUCAACACUCUGCCCUCACCGCUGCAAGAGUUCGACGGAUCAGUGAAGACGUCUGAAACUGACGGACAGUUUGCCGUCGUCCCCGGCCUCAGGAACAAGCUGGAGCAAUCCCUGCUUUGUGUGGCGGACAACCUGCUCAACUGCUUCUCUCCGGAUUCUCAGGCGACCCCUCCGGAGUGUCUGGUGCGCUGCUUCAGUCUGCUGACAGGGGUUUUAGCAGCGUACGUGUCCUCUGGGUUUCUGAGUGAGGAGGAGGCCUGCCGCUCACCGCUCUUCACUAAAGCCAAGGCUCUGGCCCGGGACUUCAGCGGUUUUGUUUCCGGUGUGAAAGUGAAGAUGGCAGAGGAAGGAACCAUGAGCACACUGAGGUCCGUCAUGAAGCUCUGCACACAGUCAGCCUGCAGAAAUAACAAGGAUAAAAUCUGCCCCAUCUGGUCCACUCUGUUCAUUAUGAUUCUGCCGGCCAGUCUGCUCAGUGAACUGGCUGAGAUCUGCAAACUGUUGCUAAGCAGUGUCUCAAAGAGAGUGAGUGUUCUGGAUGAAGACGAUCACAUGGAGGAGGACUGGGACGUGACCAGAACUCAACAAGGGGACGACAUCGACCUGUUUGAGGAGGGGGAUGAGUCCACCAGCAGCAACGGGACCCACAGACAGCAGGGAGAGGGCAGUGAGGGCUCCUGUGGGCCGGGUGCAAAGAGUCUGUUAGCAGAGGAUCAUCUGGCCCAGCAGGACCUGGCUCUGCUGGCCGUCCUGGACUUCCUGUGUGAGUGCGGCUCCAUGCAGCCCGUCCACGCUCUGCUCUUCAAACCGCAGGAGGUGCGGCGCCGGCUGCUGCUGCUGGCCGAGCAGGUGGACUUCAACAAGGCUCUGCACCUCAACAUGUACCUGCUCCUGCUGAAGAAGCUUCCUGCGGAGGACUCGCUCUCUCCGGAGGAUUUUGAUACAUUGCUUCGUCCUCUAGCGGACCUGUGUUCUCUGCACCGUCAGGACCAGGAGAUCUGUGCCGCUGUCCUGCUGGGUCUGUUACCCUCCAUCAUGAGCCUCGGGAAAACCCAACACAUCCCAGAGGAGAUGAGACACGUUCAGGGGUCUCUGCUGCAAGUGCUGUCUGGAUUCUGUUUCCUGAGCCAAACGGGGAAAUGUGUUGCAGCUGUACGAGCCGCUUUAGUGAGAUGCCUGGUUGCCUUGCUGGAGGCCGACCCGUGUUGUGAGUGGGCGGUGUUGAGCAUCAGAGAGGAGGAUCGCCCCGUGUCCGUCCUCCUCCCCUCUCACCUCGCCGACGCACACCACCAGGUCCGCAUGCUGGUGGCCAUGUCCGUGGAGAGGUUGUUUCUUGAGAUGAGACCAGGACGUUUGGAUAAGAGGAAGAUGCUGCCGCUGAAACACCAGUUGUUUCUUGAGAUGAGACCAGGACGUUUGGAUAAGAGGAAGAUGCUGCCGCUGAAACACCAGCAGGCGGCUUUCGAGAACGUCUACCUGAAGGCUCAGGAAGGAAUGAGGCUCCCAAGGAGCAGCUCUGCAGAGGGGCAGCAGGACGAGGUGUUCAACAGGAAGGCGGCGCUGCUGAAGAGUCUGUCUGUGGUGAUGUGCUGCAGCCCCGUUUGUGAGAAGCAGUCUCUGUUCGCCCUCUUCCAGUCCUACAAGGAGAACAACAUCGAGGAGCAGCUCAUCAAGAAGAUGUUGUGCAGUGUUUCCAGAGCGCUGGGCUACAGGAGCGUGAAAAUGUUUGUCAGCUCUCACCUGUACUACCUGGUGGCUGAGUGGCUCGCGCAGAGAGAGUCUGACGAUCGCUACACCCUGGGAUCCUUCCCCUUCACCCUCCUGGACCACAACGCACUCCAAGAGUUCUACAAGUCCUCCUACCAAGUGUUGAUCCCCCACCUGGUCUUCCUGGAUGACUUUGAGCAGGUGAAGUCAAUCGGCAGGUACCUGGAGAAGGACUGGAAAGAGCUACUGGCAGACUGUUUCCCUAAGAUCAUGGUCAACAUCCUGCCGUACUUCGCCUUGUCGGGCCAGGAUGCUCAGGUGGCUCAGAAGAGAGAGAAAGCUCACAAAGUGUACGACCUGCUCAAAGACGCCAGCUGUCUGGGUAAACAGCAAAUAGACAGUCUGAUCCAUAGUAACCUAGCGGACAUAGUGGUGGAGCUGCUGAUGACUCUGUAUGAAGGAAGUGAAGAGGAGAAAGGAGACCUGAAGUGCUUCAUAGGUGAACUGGACCCCGUACCAAACCCACCGUACUUCAGCUCUUAUGUGAUUAAAGCGACACUGGACUACCUCAGCAAGUGUCACAGCGCAAACCACAAGUCUUUGGUCGCCGUCUUGUCAAAAACACCGGUGGCUCUUUCUGUCAGUGGUGGAAAGACCCUGCUCCGAGCAGUGCUUCAGUGUGACGAGGUUUCAACCCGCAGCCUCUCUCUGUGCUGCGACCUCUUGACCUCUGUGUGUCGCGCCGCGCUGCAGUUCUGUGACGACGCUCUGGACUGCCACCUGCAGGUCAUCGUCGGGACGCUCACCGCUCAGGUGACCAGCCGGCCCGCCGUCACGCAGCAGGUGCUCAGCCUGUUGCAGUUCCUGGUGAUAGACAAUCAGCAGAAGUUGAAAGGAGCCAUCAGCCAGUUGGAGCCUUUCCCGGACCUCCCUGAGUUCAGAGAGCUGCGGUCUGUGCAGCACAAGCUCAAAUACAACACUGGGACCUUCACACUGAGAGAGGAGAUAGCCCACUUCCUCUCUGUGACGUCAUGUGACUCCUUACCUCUGACCCGACUGGAGGGUCUGAAGGAGCUGACCCGGCAGCUGCACGACAACAAGGACCAGAUCAGAGAGCUGCUCAAAGAGUGCCAAGCCGAGCCCUCUGACAGUAUGCUGGUGAAGCUGGUCCUCAGUCUGCUGCAGCUCUGUAAGCUCGCUGUUAACCACCCCGGAGGAGCUGACAUUCUGGAGGCGGCGGGCAGCUGUCUGGGAGAGCUGGGUCCGGUAGAUUUCUCCACCAUCGCCCUGCUGCACGGCAGAGACCCCCUCUAUGAGAAAGCUGUUUCUCUCUUCAUCUCCACUGAGUCCCAGUGUCUUUACAUCAUCCUCAACUGCAUGAACGAUGCACUCACACAACAGCGUAUUGAGGUGAGGAAAGCAGCUGGUCAGUGUUUGAAGAACAUCCUCGCAACUCAGUCCGGAGUCGACUUCUGGGCGCAACACAAAGACAACAGAGACCCCAUGCUUACCUACCUCAACCCCUUCAGAAAGGCCAAGAAGACGGGUGCAGCUGUGAGUGAGGAGGAGAGUUUGGGGGCGAGGCAGAAGCUGGAGAGUCAGGACUUCUGGAUCCCCCGGGCGGGCGGACACAAGGCCUGGCUGAAGGCUCUGUGCACCGCCCUGCUGGACAGCGGGGGGGUCAGGAGUGAAGCUCUGCUGCUGACCCGACCGCUAUGUCUGGUGAGGGUGGACUGCUGUCAGAGGCUGCUGCCGCUCAUCAUCCACUCCGUCCUGAUGGACGAUGUGAACGGCUCCUGGAGGCAGCUGCUCUCCUCUCACAUUCAGGACUUCUUCAGCUUUUGUUCCAGAAGCGCUCAGGCCUCCAGCCGCACCGCAACACCUCUCAACUCUGACUCUGAGUCCGACGCUGCCAGUCAGGGCUUGUACGAUAAGACCUCUCUGCGUACCAUGCUGGCUGUCAUCGACUAUCUGAGACACCAACAGAGAUCACUGGAGGCGGAUAGUAAGUCCUGCAGCACGGUGUGUGACUCCAACUUCUGGCUGGAGCUGAACUACCUGGAGGUGGCCAAAGCGGCUCAGUCCUGUUCGGCUCACUUCACCGCUCUGCUGUACUCCGAGAUCUACGUGGACAAGAUCAAAGCUAACAUGGAGGAGGGUCGGAGAACCAAGGCCAGAGCUUCCCGUAGGAUAAAUUUAGAGGAGAACAGCCAGAGCUUCACCAUCUCCAGCCUGACGGAGAAGAGCAUGGAGGACACGAACAUUAGCCUGCAGGAGCUGCUGAUCGAGGUGUAUCGCAGCAUCGGGGAGCCUGACAGUCUGUACGGCUGUGGGGGGGAGACGCUGACCAGUCCCCUGACCAGGAUUCGAACCUAUGAGCACGAGGCGAUGUGGGGUAAGGCCCUGAAUUCAUACGACCUUCACUCCACCCUGCCAGAGGUCACUCGACAAGUGGGAAUUGUGGAGGGCCUGCAGCACUUUGGUCUGAGCAGCAUCCUCGCCACCUACAUGAGGGGGCUGGAGAGCGAGGGGCUGGAGUGGGGCGCCGAGCUGCGAGAGCUCCGCUUCCAGGCCGCCUGGAGGAACACUCAGUGGGACUGUGAGCUGACGGAGAGGAGCGAGAAAUCCAAACUGGGCUACCAUGAAUCUGUGUUCUGUUCCCUGCAAGCACUGAGGGACAAAGAGUUCUCCCUUUUUCAUGAAACUAUGGAACAGGCUAGGGGUGCGGAGGUGGAGGAGCUGUGCAGAGGCAGUCUGGAGGCGGUGUCCUCUCUGUACCCGGCCCUCAGGAACCUGCAGAGCAUCAGGGAGCUGGAGAGUGUGAAGCAGCUCUUCAGCAGGCCCUUCUCAGACGUGUCCCUGCGGGCGGUGUGCAGCCGCUGGCGGCAGAGCUCCCUGCUGCUCGCUGACAGCGACUUCUCUCUGGUGGAGCCCAUCCUGGCCGUGCGCUCUGUGGCCCAGCAGACCCUGAUAGGCAGGGUGGGAGACCCCGACAGCUCCCAGUACCUCAGCUCUGUGCUCACUGAACACCUGAUGGAGCUCUGCAGGCUGGCCCGCACGGCCGGGAACACACAGGUUGUGUGUGUGUGUGUAACACUGGAUAAAAUGAAGGCUCUAAAUGUGCUUUUGUGGGUCACUUUUUUUUUCUCGGCUGACCUUUGCCCUCUGGUACAGGGUCAGGACGACCUGCGGCAGGACGCUGUGAUGCAGCAGGUGUUCAGCAUGUGCUCCAUGCUGCUGCAGCGAAACACGGACACUCGCAAGAGGAAGCUCAACAUCCGACGAUACAAGGUGGUGCCGUUCUCGCAGCGCAGCGGGGUUUUGGAGUGGUGUUCUGGCACCGUGCCGAUCGGGCAGUUUCUGAUCGAUGCCAGUAAAGGAGCCCACAAGCGCUUCAGACCGCAGGACGCCACCAACCUGGCCUGCCGCAGGAAGAUGAAUGAGGCUCAGAAGCUGGCGUUUGACGAGAAGCUGCAGGCGUUCAGCGAGGUGUGCCGCAGCUUCAGGCCGGUCUUCAGGUAUUUCUGCAUGGAGCGAUUCCUGGACCCCGCGGUGUGGACGGAGAAACGUCUGGCGUACACUCGCAGCGUGGCCACCUCUUCCAUAGUCGGCUACAUCGUGGGCCUGGGGGACCGACACAUCCAGAACAUCCUGGUCGAUGAGCAGACGGCUGAACUGGUGCACAUCGAUUUAGGUGUGGCAUUCGAGCAGGGGAAGAUCCUCCCCACCCCCGAGACCGUCCCCUUCAGACUGUCCAGAGACAUCGUGGACGGGAUGGGCAUCACCGGAGUGGAGGGGGUCUUCAGGAGAUGUUGUGAGAAGACUAUGGAGGUGAUGAGGAACUCUCAAGAAGCUCUGGUUACUAUUGUCGAGGUGCUGCUGUACGACCCUCUGUUCGACUGGACCAUGAACCCUCUGAAGGCGUUCUACCUGCAGCACGACGAGCAGCAGGAGCUCAACGCCACGCUCGGCUCCACCAUGGGGGGGGAGGACAUGGACAACUCCCGGAAGUCCCGCGACAGUCAGAGCUACAACAAGGUGGCGGAGCGGGUGCUGCUGAGGCUGCAGGAGAAGCUGAAGGGGGUGGAGGGGGGCACGGUGCUCAGUGUGAGGGGGCAGGUCAACCUGCUCAUCCAACAGGCCAUGGACCCCGAAAACCUCAGCAGACUCUUCUCCGGCUGGCAGGCCUGGGUGUAGACGGAGAGGAACGAUGGGGGAACGGACAUUUUGUAUUUCUGCUCUGAUGAUGAGUUUCUUUCUCUGCUUCUGCCAAAGAAACUCUUUUUAAGAAGUCAAACUAUUUAGAAAUGUCUAGAUUGCAGCUGGUGUCACUCUGCAUCUUUUUGUUAAAGGCAUAAUCUCAGCACUGGGCAGAAACCCCCCAAACCUACGGAGAGGAUUAGAGCCACGUGUGAAUUUCUUUUUCAAAUCUGACCAAAUGUUUUUUUUGUUUUUUUUGUUGUGAAAGUCAGGAGAAAUGAAUUGACAUUCUUUUUUGAUCUUUCAUUCUAAUAUUAAAAACUGAAUUCUGACAUUUUGACCUUGAACUCUGAAAAAAAGUCAGAGAAAUCAAUUUUCAGAUUUAUGGAAUUUUCAUUAAAAAACUGAAAUUUAUAUUUUCCUCACAAUUCUGAAUAUUUUCUCAGAACUGAAGAAAAAAAAUGCAACUUUGGUCUCAACUCAAAAACAAAUGCACAUGUGGCCCUAAUCCUCUUUUACACACAAUAUUUUUGGUUUGGUCAUUUUUUACAAAAGGCAGUUCUUUAUUGUUUUUCAAACUAAAAUGGACUCGACAGAUGAGCCACACAUUGUUAUAGAAUAAUACAUUUCUGCUUAGCUUUGCACUUUAAAUCAAAAUAAACCAUAAAUGCUGCAAUAAUCCGAUAAUCUGACCAAAUCUAGAGGGAAUUCACAAAGACUAAGAAGUUUACAGUAUGUUAAAGGUGAAUUAUUUUUUACCCCAUGGGGUGUGAUUGUUUUCAUACUGUUGACUGUAGUAUUACGUUUUGCCAGUGCCUAACAAAUCACUUUACUUUGACUAAAUGCUUUGUGAAUGUAUGAUAUGCUUUAUCCAGCUGGGAUUUAGUUCAGCUCCUUUUUACUAUUAAUUUAGUGAAAUCCAUAAUUAUAUAUACAUGUGUAAGAAAUCUCAAAUGUUUAAAAGCAACUUUAUAAUACUUUUUAUUACGUCCAUGUUGUGUAAAAAAAGCUUGCAACCCUUUAACAUGACCUCUGUGUAGUUAAAUAAAUGA